This is a messenger RNA of Trematomus bernacchii (emerald rockcod), 4137 nucleotides long. It is a transcript of the gene cdk5r1b, whose product is annotated as cyclin-dependent kinase 5, regulatory subunit 1b (p35). Gene Ontology annotation, cellular component: cytoplasm; protein kinase 5 complex. The coding region runs from base 482 to 1390 and encodes 302 amino acids. Gene Ontology annotation, molecular function: cyclin-dependent protein serine/threonine kinase activator activity; protein kinase binding. The record is from RefSeq and is a predicted model, not a curated record. The transcript is spliced from 2 exons. Gene Ontology annotation, biological process: activation of protein kinase activity; brain development; positive regulation of cyclin-dependent protein serine/threonine kinase activity. Lineage: Eukaryota; Metazoa; Chordata; Actinopteri; Perciformes; Nototheniidae.
CACAUCUUCAUCUAAGCAUCCAUUCCACAACUGCCUCCCAUCGUCUGCGCAUCGCCGACACCAGGCGUGUUCCUCCACAGCUGGAUCUUUUUUAUUUUUCGCCUCGACUCGGAUUAUUUUCUUGGGUUCAUUGCUUUUCUUGGAGAUGGUUUUACGCUUUUAACGCGUCUUGUGAGGAAAACAGGCUCGGGACGCGGAGCAUCGUCGUUACAGCGAAAUAUAUCCUCAUUGAGAAGGACAUUUGUGGCCAUCAGGAGACGCAGACAGACAGCUGAAAUCCAGCAGAGUGGAGGAGAUUUUCUUCCUCUCAAAAAGCUGCAGGAUCUCUUCCUCCCAGGCCUUAGAUGCCCAGCGGCAGCCUCUAGCCCGGGACUCGCAGCUCCCAGCAGCAUAGCGGCUCUGAGCCCCUCAGGAUCUCCCCUGGCAGACCCUCUUCUGACCCAGUGCGGCUCAAGCCCCUGGAAGCCCCCCUACAGUCACCAUGGGAACCGUGCUGUCUUUGUCCCCUAGCUACCGAAAGGCGGCCCUCUUUGAGGAUGGGCCGGCCACGGUGGGCCACUACACGGCCGUCCAGAACAGCAAGAACGCCAAAGACAAGAACCUGAAGCGCCACUCGCUCAUCAACGUGCUCCCAUGGAAGCGCAUCGUGGCGGUGUCGGCCAAGAAGAAAGGCUCCAAGAAGGUGCAGCCCAAUGGGAACUACCAGAACAACGUCACCCAGCUCAACAACGAGAACCUGAAGAAGUCCCAGUCAUGUGCCAACCUGUCCUCCUUCGCCCAGGAUCAAAGCACUCCAGCUCUCACCAAGGCCUCCAACAACACAGUGGCCUCUGUGAAGAAGGCUCCUCUCACCACCUCCAACGUGGCCCCCGGGACCCCGAAGAGGGUGAUAGUCCAGGCCUCCACCAGCGAGCUCCUGCGCUGCCUGGGGGAGUUCCUGUGCCGGCGCUGCUACCGGCUCAAACACCUGUCCCCCACGGACCCGGUGCUGUGGCUGCGCAGCGUGGACCGCUCUCUGCUGCUGCAGGGCUGGCAGGACCAGGGCUUCAUCACCCCCGCCAACGUGGUCUUCGUCUACAUGCUGUGCCGCGACGUGGUCUCAUCUGAGGUGGCCACGGAGCACGAGCUGCAGGCCGUGCUGCUCACCUGCCUCUACCUGUCCUACUCUUACAUGGGCAACGAGAUCUCCUACCCCCUGAAGCCCUUCCUGGUGGAGAGCUCCAAGGAGACGUUCUGGGACCGCUGCCUGUCCAUCAUCAACCUGAUGAGCGCCAAGAUGCUGCAGAUCAACUCCGACCCGCACUACUUCACCCAGGUGUUCGCCGACCUGAAGAACGAGAGCCAGAAGGAGGAGGAGAGGAGCCGCCUACUCAUCGGCCUGGACCGGUGAGGGGAUGCUGGGGGGGGGGGGGUUAAACACCAGUCUGGCAUUUCAAAAGAAAGAUGGUUUGUGAUGCUAUUUAUUUAUUUAUUAUCGUCCAAAUUGAAGUAGGACUAGGCCAAUUAGGAACAUUUAUAACAACUUUGUAACUAGUAUGACUGAAUCUUUCACUCUGGAGGGGGAGAGAUUACAAACGUUUGCAUUUUUGUCACCUAAAAAUGGGGGUUUUGCCACUCGAUGACAUCCAUUUGACAACGCCAAAAUGUUUUUUCAAACAAGCAAUGGAUGGAUUUUCCGUAAACCCGAGAAUGAAAGGGUUUUUUCCGAGGAUGAUGUAUAGUAAAAUACAAAUGCCAGACCUGGGGUGAAUCCUUUGCUAACGUACAGAUAUAUAUCUAUAUGAAACACUGAAAAUCUUAAACAGACAAUGCAGACAAAACUAGAAGAGGAACAUCUACAGCAAUGAAUGUGGAGAGGACGAAUGCUGCGGCAGCCUACCAGUGACCUUCUGACUGUUUGACCAUGUGAUGUGCUGCCUACUGCAGGAGGGCGAGGGCCAUCGCCUGACUGGCUUUCUUCCUGCAUCACGGAUGAACAGCCCCCCCCCCCCCCAUUCCCAUUCCCAUUCCCAUUCCCACUCGGCUGCAAACUGUGGCUCUUGCCAACACCUCGUCCCCUCCAUUAACACGGAUACGAGUGGACAUCUUUUGCUGCGAUGCAUAUCUGAGAGAACAGCAGGGGCCAUCGAUGCUGGAUCCAUAUUUUUGUGGCUUUCUGUUUGUGGCUGUACACUGGACAAGAGGAAACAGAUGGAUUGACAAUAAGCAAACAUUGCAUUGUGGGACUUUUUUGACAACAGCCAGAGGACGUUUGAUGAGUCAGUCAGAAAUACCUAACUUAUUUUCAUCUAGAAAAAAAUAAUGGAUGUUUUACUCCCCACAGGCGUACACCUAUGGAGGCUUAUUUAUUGCUUUUCUGAAACAAGUUUUCUUUGAUUUUUUUUUUUUUUUUUUACUUAGAAAUGUAAUGUUUUGCACGUGUGCCAUGCAAUUUUACAGAGAUUUACAGAGGGUAGGAACAAUAUUCUUAUUUUUACUUGAUUUGUAAGCCAACUGCAUCUACAUUAGAGAAUGCUGUGAACAAAGUGACACUAGUUUAUUUAGCUCUGCUUGCUAAAAUAGGCUUUUUGUUUACCAGGGAAAUUCUUUUUGUACUUUCUUCAAUUUUUGGAAUGAUGUUUAAUUUCGUGCUUAUGAUUCAGCAUAGAAAAUGUUUAAAAUAACAGUGCCAUAUCUUUGAUGAAAACCCCACAGGUCCAGCUGUUGAAAGAUGGGAUGGGUUUUUCCUCUACUACUAACUACUUACUGACACCUAAUUUAUUGCCAUUUACGUAUUUAUUUAGGCACAUCUAAUUUUAAAGAAGGAUCGGGAUGAGAGACUUUGAGAAGGGGAAGGAUGUGAGGAGGGGUCCUGCUUAUCUUUGGUGGGAAUGAAGAUUGAUCUGGUUAAUGCAAAUGAAUGUUGCGGGAAUUUAUCGAUGAACACCUAAUUAGAAAAAAACAAUGUCAAAUCUGACCAUUACCAAAGUGACAUCAUCCAGGACACCUUGACAGAAACACAUCUGUUUACCUGAAAAACUGCCCUUAAAAAACAUCUACUCUGCAAACUGCUGUCCCACAUAUCACACUUCUCCUUAUAUUGAAGGCACUCACUGCAGAAAAGCACCUUGAGGAUUUUCCAUCAGCGUCGCCUCUGUGUAAAUCAAAUGCAGGGUGACAUCACAUUCAUCAAGAGGCUGCGGGAGAUGACCUCUAUAGGAAUAAUCACACUUUCAAUCAUAGAAACCACCAGAAUAACACUGACAGGCUGCAAUGGCAACCACAUGAGAACCAAAACAGGAACAAUUCGAUUUGUAUGUUAUAUAAAAACUACAAUCACUGGAGAAGCUACAGUAUUUCGAUCUAAGAAAUCCUAAAUAAGCUGUCAAACAAGCAUAAUGGUAGUGCCAACAAAAUGCCUCUGUCAUGUUUUAAAUGUGUUCCCAGAGGAUUGAAGGCUUUUCGCUCCUGUAGUGUGAAUCAGAGGUAAUGAGCAGCCUCCUCUGCUGUGUGGAGGAAGUUCAUUUGGAGUGUUUGUACUGGCAUGCACUUUGGAUGGGAUUCUGCUCAGGCAGAAUAAAAGCAGGGCUUUCGGGGUUAAGGGCCUCAUGAAUACACCCCCAUUGGUUUUCUUUCUGUCCACUUUCCCCCCGAUUCACUCGAAAUGUGCCAUUUUUUUCUCCACUUUGCAUCAUUGAGUACUUGUUUGAGAAAAUACUUUCAAAACGCUUAUAAAAUAUGAAAAAAGACUCAAGUGAUAGUUAAAGUCAAAUUCUUUUUCUGUAUCUUGUUGCGUACUUUGUAGAUAAAAAAUAACGAAACAGUGAUGAAGAACUUCAGAAAGGGAGGCAUUCGAUGGCCGCAUGUGUGCGUGAAUGUGUGUGUGCAUGUGUGAGUGACUGGCAGCUUUUUAUUUGUACAGAAGAAUGUGUGACAUGUUGUUUUUCUUAUGGACAUGAAGCAUACACCAACCACACUGCUACUAGGAUUUCAGUUUCCCUCAGUGGGGGUGAGGGAGGGGUGUCCAUGCUGUUCAAUAAAAAUGUUCUUUUUGAAAAAGACAAAAAAGCUGUUAAUGUAAUUGAACCUUUUUUUUCGGUUGGUUUUCUGCUUAUUUUCAUUUAUUUUUGUACUGUGAUGGAAAAAUAAAAUGCACUG